Messenger RNA from Nerophis lumbriciformis (worm pipefish), 2842 nucleotides. It is a transcript of the gene phf1, whose product is annotated as PHD finger protein 1. Gene Ontology annotation, molecular function: DNA binding; chromatin binding. Gene Ontology annotation, biological process: negative regulation of gene expression, epigenetic. NCBI's taxonomy places the organism in Eukaryota, Metazoa, Chordata, Actinopteri, Syngnathiformes, Syngnathidae. The record is from RefSeq and is a predicted model, not a curated record. Gene Ontology annotation, cellular component: nucleus.
AAGUCGCUCGGCGGAGAGAGGCAGGGGUGAGGAUGAGGAUGAUGAUGAUGAUGAAGAUGGCGUCUCUGGCGGUUUGACACAGGAGAUCUCGCAAACAGCCACCGAAAAAAGGCAUCCGGAAAAAAAGAAAAGAAAAAGGGAUCACCGUGGCGGAGGAAACUUGACACGCACGGAGCGUGGGCUUUUUCUUCUUCUUCCUCUUCCUCCUCCUCUUCAUCAUCCCCGCUGACGGAUUGAGUGACAGGGGCGUGCGUGGCGUGUGCACGCGCACUAACCGCCUUCUCCUGCGCCCUCAUCAUGCAGCCUGCGUGACCCCCCGACGGAGGGAAGGAGUUCCACUUGACAGCAGGUAUAACCCCCCCCCCCCGCCCCCAGCAAAUGCCCUUUUACAUCCGCAGCCCCCGUGACUGGCGUGUAUGCACCACCGGAGCGCAAAUAUGAUGAAUGCGGGCGCAAAGUGUAUUGCAGCGGUCGUCAUGCAGCUGUGUGCGUGCAGCAGUCGUCGUUUGUCUUGGCUCUCGGCUUGUGCGCUCCCUCAUCUCUUCUUGCACUGUGAUGGUGCUCGAUGCUCCUCUUGAAAGAAAGGGAAAAAAAAAAAAACACAAAAAAACGAGGGGGGCGGGAGGAGGAGGCAUUAACCCCCCUAAGCAGGAGGAGGAGGAAUUUACCCCCCUAAGCAGGAGGAGGAGGAAUUUACCCCCCUAAGCAGAAGCAAGAGGCAUCCUCCCCCCCUGCCCCGUUGUCCAGCAGUCUUGACAUCCCAGCCAGAGCGGAGUUGUAAACACGCCCCCCCCCCCCCCCAACCCCAGCAUAAAUAAAUCGGAUUUCCAUUUUCCCACCAAAGCGUCGCCGCUGCUCUCCUUCUUCUCCAGGAUGGGGGGAGUCAGCGAGGGCGACGACGUGCUGGCAAGAUGGAGUGACGGGCUCCUCUACCUGGGCAACGUGAAGAGAGUAGACGGUGUCAAGCAGUGCUGUCUGGUCAGGUUCGAGGACAACUCGGAGUUCUGGGUCCUGAAGAAAGACAUCCAUUCCUUCGCAGGCGGAGUGGACGAAGUUUGCUGUGUUUGCGAGGCUCCGCCCCUUAAAGAACCCCUCAUAAAUUGUCUGAAAUGUCGCCACGGUUAUCAUCCCGAGUGCCACACGCCCACCAUCGAGCCGGAAGCCGACAGCGAUUCCUGGAUAUGUCGCCAGUGUGUCUUUGCGGUCGCCACCAAGAGAGGCGGCGCCAUGAAGCGUGGACGCUUUGCCCGCCUCAUGCAGUUCAUGAAACUGAGGCUCCCCUACCAGCUGACGUCGCUGGACUGGGACACGCAUCAUCUGUCCAAUCAGCAGCAGUGUUACUGCUACUGUGCCGGACCCGGAGAGUGGAACCUAAAGAUGCUGCAGUGUGGAAGCUGCGGUCAGUGGUUCCACGAGGCCUGUACUCAGUGUCUGACCAAGCCUCUACUGUACGGGGACAGGUUUUAUCAAUUCCAGUGCUCAGUGUGUGCAAAGGGACCAGAGACGGUCAAAAGACUACCUAUGACCUGGGUGGAUCUGGCUCACUUGGUGCUCUACCAUCUCUCCCUGUGCUGCAAGAGAAAGUACUUUGAUUUUGACCAUGAAAUCCUGUCCUUCACCAACGAGAACUGGGACUCGUUGCUCCUGGGCGCGCUCUCUGACACACCCAGACAAGACCGCUGUCACAGCCUCCUCAACGCGCUCAACUCCCACAAGGACAGGUUCGUCUCUGGGAAGGAGAUCAAGAAGAAGAAGUGUCUUUUCGGGCUUCAGGUACGAGCCCCGCCACCGCUGACGUCGGACUCGUCGCCGCUCAUCACCGAGCCGCCAAUCAACAUAUCGCACCGCAGAAGGUCAGACCCGCUGUCGCUACCCUGCCAGAGGAGGUCGAGUGGACCAGAAUCGCGUAAAUCAAAGCGUCGCAUCAUGGAGACACAGGCUUGUCCGCCCCCGGUUUCUUCCAACCCCAUUGAGCUGCUGCCCUGUUGCCAUGGCUACGUGGAAGGGGAUGGCCUAUACACCCCUGAGAAGUCAGAGGAGGAGCUGAACCUGAGCUCUCCCCCAAAGCGGAGGUAUGCUCUGUACCACACCACUUACAACGGAAACAGUACACUUUCCAGGGAUCUCCAUCACUAUAACAGCAUGGAGGACACCUGCAGAUUACCUCCCCCCUGCUUCCUGUACCCCCUCAACUCCGAUGAUGGUCUCCACCACCAGCACCUGCACCAUCACAGCCACCAGCACCAGCCGGGACACAAGCAGCUGGAGCCCAUCUACCUUCGGGACCUGCCCCCUUACCAGGCACCUGCGGGCGGAGGCGGCGUGACGGGAGGAGGCGGGACUGGCGUCAGCGUGGGUGACAGUGGGUCAAUGGCCCGGAGCUGGGGCGGAGGGGAGGCGGUGAGGAUCUUGGCAAGACGGGUGACACCGGACGGGAAGGUGCAGUACCUUGUGGAGUGGGACAACGUGAGCUUGUGCAGAGCGUGAAGAAGACUCGCUGACUGUUUUGUAGUAUUAGAGUGGCGCCAAUGUUUGAGAAACAAACACAUUGAAAAAACCAAGAAAAAAAACCACGCGUUGCAAAUCCAGGUUGCUCCUUUAGUCUCAUCUCAAACCCACAUUCUUAUAGCCUCACACCUCCUCAGUAAAUAUUCCUCUUGCUGUUGUUUCUCUGAUAUUUGUACUGUUGACUUUCGAAUAUGCCUUUGCAUCUGCCAUGUUUUAAAAUGAGAAGAUGCAUUUAAACCACCAGUUGGUUACUAGUGGAGAAAUGGUCUAGGGCUGCACGAUUAUUCGACAUAGAGAUUUUGAUUAGUGCGAUUACAUAACUGCAAGAUGCAAA